AUCACUUUCCUAGUAAGUCUCUAUUUCCCAUCACAGGAGCGCAGAGAGAGACUAUGUCUGUGUGGGGUCUGAAUAACUAAAAAGAGAAACUGUUGGGUCUGUGUCGUUCAGUACCCAUCCCAUCAUAUAUUCUAGUGGUUUUUUUUUCAAGACUUAGGCUGGAAGUUUCUUCCUUAGCAAGGAGCUCAAAAGUUCCAGCCUUUCAGUCGUCACUAUUCCAUCAUCAUCUUCAUCACCCAUCAGAUUCACUGGUUUUGUUUUGAUUAAUAAUGGUGUACAGAGUGAAGCUGAAAAGCCAUUGAACCUCUGCAAUUAUGGAAGUAGACAGAUCCCGGGAACUUUCUGCUGAACCUCUCUCAUUUGCUAGAAGUUAUCAACUUGAAGCUCUAGAGAUGGCAAUCAAGAAGAACACUAUAGUGUUCUUGGAGACUGGCUCUGGCAAGACUCUGAUUGCCAUUAUGCUCCUGCGCAGCUUUGCCUAUCUUCUCCGCAAGCCUUCGCCUUUCAUUGCAGUCUUCUUAGUUCCCCAAGUUGUGUUGGUCCCUCAACAAGCUAAAGCGGUGGAAAUGAAUACUGACUUGAAAGUGGGCAUGUAUUGGGGAGAUAUGGGAGUUGACUACUGGGAAGCUGCCACUUGGAAGCAAGAAACAGAAAAAAACGAGGUGCUUGUGAUGACACCUGCAAUUUUGCUUCAUGGUUUGAGGCAUAGCUUUUUCAACCUAACCAUGAUAAAAGUUUUAAUAUUUGAUGAAUGCCACCAUGCAAGAGGCAAACACCCAUAUGCUUGCAUUUUGACGGAGUUCUAUCACCGCCGGUUAGAUUCUGCUAAAUCUGAUAUUCCUAGAAUACUUGGGAUGACUGCUUCCCCCAUAAAGUCAAAAAGUGGAGACUCUGAAUUCUCUUUCUGGGAAAAGAUUAAUGAACUUGAGACCAUGAUGAAUUCAAAGGUUUAUACAUGUGCUAGUGAAUCUGUGCUUGCUCAGUUUAUACCAUUUUCAACUGCGAAGUUUAAAUUUUACAGAGACUGGAAAGUUCAAUCCACUCUAUAUGCUCAGUUAGGUAAUAAGUUGCAGGCUUUAAAAGAAAAGCAUGAACGCUCACUGGAAAACUCUGAUCUCAAAGAGUCUACCAUAGAUUCUGCAAGCAAAAAGAUAACAAAGAUUUGGUUAGCUUUAUUAUUCUGUUUGGAUGAACUAGGUAUUUGGUUGGCUUUAAAGGCUGCGGAGUCUUUUUUAUGCAAUGAAUUUGACUUAUGCAAUGAAACUGGCUCAAUUUCAUGGGGGAAAUUGGAUGUUCUUAGUGAAAAAAUUGUCAAAAAUUUCAGUUCAGAUGCCUUCAAGGCAUUUGCAGCUUGUGUUCCUUCAGGUCCAGGGUGGUCUAUUGGUGAUAACAUUAACGCCAGUAUGGAUGCAGGGCUUCUAACUUCAAAAGUUAUCUGUCUCAUUGAAUCUCUUCUUGAAUACAGGGAUUUAAAGGAUAUUCGGUGUAUAGUUUUUGUGGAAAGGGUCAUUGCAGCCGUUGUCUUACAUUAUCUAUUGAACGAGUUGCUUCCGAAAUAUGGCAGCUGGAAGUCUAAAUACAUUGCAGGGAAUAACUCCAGGUUGCAAUCCCAAACAAGGAAAAUACAAAACGAAAUUGUGGAAGAAUUUCGUAAAGGCGUGGUUAACGUCAUUGUUGCAACAUCAAUUCUUGAAGAGGGUUUAGAUGUUCAAAGCUGCAACUUGGUUAUUAGAUUUGACCCUUGUUCCACUGUUUGUAGUUUCAUACAGUCUCGAGGCCGAGCUAGAAUGCAAAAUUCAGAUUAUUUGUUAAUGUUGAAGAGUGGGGAUGGUGCUACUGAAUCUCGACUGAAGAAAUAUCUUGCUAGUGGAGAUAUUAUGAGAAAGGAGUCCUUACUUCAUUCUUCGCUUCCUUGCUCACCUCUUAAAUGUGAUUCAAAUGAUGAGGAAUUUUAUCGUGUUCAAAGCACUGGAGCGAUUGUUACUCUUACCUCUAGUGUUGAAUUAAUAUACUUCUAUUGCUCACGGCUCCCUUCGGAUUGCUAUUUUAAACCUGCUCCAAGGUGGGAUAAGAUGACUCAUACUCUACAUCUUCCCAUGAGCUGUCCAUUACCUGAAGUUGUUGUACAACGGGAUGUUGACCCAAAAAUUUUAAAGCAGAUUGCCUGUCUUGAAGCAUGCAAGCAACUUCAUGAGAUUGGUGCAUUGACGGACAAUCUUGUUCCAGAUAUCGUUGUGGAAGAAGCCGAUGCACAAGAGAGUGGGAAAGAACCUUAUAAUGAUGAGCAACCCUGUUACUUCCCACCUGAACUGGUUGAUCGUUGUACAAAGAAUUCUAAUAUAAUGUAUUAUUGCUACUUAAUUGAGUUGAAGGAGAACUUUAGUUAUGAUAUUCCAGUUCAUGAUAUUGUUCUUGUUGUGAGAAGUGAAUUAGAACCUGAUAUUGGAAGCUUUCAUUUUGACUUGGAUGUUGACAAGGGUAGUUUGACAGUGAAUUUUAAAUAUGUAGGUUUGAUUCAUCUUACACCAGAUCAGGUCCUUUUGUGUAGAAGGUUUCAGAUAACUGUUUUAAGAGUUCUUAUAGAUCGUAAUUUGAACAAGUUAAAGGAGGUUUUGGAUGGAUAUUGUCUUGAUGAUAAUCAUGAGAUUGACUAUCUUUUGCUCCCAGCCACUGGCAAACAUCACAGACCUAUUGAUUGGGAAUGUGUUCUUUCUACAGAGUUUUCAUGUGGAAAAGCUUGUGAAUGUCAUGUGCAAUGUGGUUCCAAGGGUCAUGCUCGUAGAAUACAAACCAAAGAUGGUCCUGUAUGCACUUGCAUGCUUCGUAAUUCUUUGGUUUAUACGCCUCACAAUGGUCAUGUGUAUUGCAUAACUGGAAUUCUGGGAUUGAAUGGAAAUGCACCUCUAAAACUUAGGGAUGGCAGAAUUGUUACUUACAAAAAGUACUAUGAAGAGCGACAUGGCAUCAAGUUGUGUUUUGAUUACGAAUCAUUGCUUCAUGGGCGACACAUUUUUCAGGCACAAAAUUACCUUCAGAGAUGCAAAAAACAGAAAGAGAAAGAGUCAAGUAAUACGUUUGUGGAAUUGCCUCCAGAACUUUGUUCUAUAAUCAUGUCGCCAAUAUCGAUCACCACAUUUUAUUCCUUCUCAUUUGUUCCGUCAAUCAUGCAUCGGCUCGAGUCUCUGCUUAUAGCUGUCAACCUAAAAAAGAUGCCCCUGGAUCAUCAUUGCAUGCAAAAUGAUCUUAUUCCAACCAUGAAGGUCUUGGAAGCAAUUACUACAAAGAAAUGCCAAGAGAAAUUCCACUUGGAAUCUUUAGAAACUCUAGGAGAUUCUUUUCUCAAAUAUGCAGCUAGUCAACAGCUUUUUAAAACCUAUCAAAAUCAACACGAGGGUCUCCUUAGUGUGAAGAAAGAAAAAAUAAUUUCUAAUGCAGCUCUUUGCAAGUUUGGAUGUCGCCGCAAAAUUCCGGGAUUUAUACGCACUGAGCCCUUUGAUCCUAAAAUGUGGAUAAUUCCUGGUGAGAAAUCUGGGAGCAAUGCAUUAAAUGAGGAGUUGCUUUCCAAUAACAGAAAAAUCUAUGUUAGGGGAAAUAGGAAGGUGAAAAGUAAAAGAGUUGCUGAUGUCGUUGAGGCCCUAAUUGGUGCAUUUCUUAGCACAGGUGGUGAAACAGCAGCCUUAUUAUUUAUGUAUUGGAUGGGUAUAAAGGUAGAUUUUAACAUUACACCAUAUGAGAGGCACUUCCAAGUUCAUGCUGAGAAGCUUAUAAAUGUCAGACGUUUGGAGACCCUGUUGAACUACUCAUUUCAUGACCCUUCCUUGUUAGUGGAGGCAUUGACCCAUGGUUCUUACAUGCUUCCUGAGAUUCCAAGAUGUUAUCAGCGACUUGAAUUUCUUGGGGAUGCGGUGUUGGAUUAUCUCGUGACCCUGCAUUUCUACAAUAAAUAUCCUGAGUUGUCGCCUGAACUUCUAACUGACAUGAGAUCUGCUUCUGUGAACAAUGAUUGUUAUGCACGAUCUGCAGUGAAGUAUGGACUGCAUAAACACAUUCUUCAUGCGUCCCAAGAUCUCCAUAGACAUAUAGUAGGAACUGUGGACAGUUUUGAGAAAUUAUCUUCGGAAUCAACUUUUGGAUGGGAGUCACAGACAACUUUUCCCAAGGUACUGGGUGAUGUAAUAGAGUCUUUGGCUGGAGCCAUUCUUGUUGAUUCAGGAUACAAUAAGGAGAUAGUCUUCCAGAGUAUGAGGCCUCUUUUGGAGCCCUUAAUUACACCUGAAACAGUGGUGUUCCAUCCUGCAAAAGAGUUGAAUGAACUAUGCCAACAAGAGCAUUUUAACAUGGAAAAACCCAUUAAGUCCACUAACAAGGGCGGGGUUUCCAUUACAAUAGAGGUUGAAGCUGAUGGGAUCUUGUUCAAGCAUACAGCUACAGUUGCUGAUAAAAGGAUAGCCAAAAAAGUAGCUUGCAAAGUUGUGUUGGAUUCCUUGAAGAAACACAUUGCCAUGACAAGAGCACUGGAAGUAAGUAAAAGAUGAAGCUCUUCACUUUCAAAUGGUAAAAAAUUUGAAAGAAUCGAGCUAUAGGUGAAGUUGUAAAAACUUGAAAGAAGAGUUAUAUAGGCGUUGUAAAGAGUAAAGACUUACAGGUGAAGUACAAAAAAAAUGUAGCGUGGUGUUGUAAAUUCCUUUAUUUUCUGGCAACGAAUUUGUGGUACUGUUGCCAAUUGAUUCAACAGAGUUUGCCUGGAAGUAGCAAUGAAGGCAAUGUUGUAAUUUUGAAAAUGAAUUUGUUGCUUUUAUGAAUGGUAUUAUUAUUGCCAGUGGCUUGAGAAUACUAGGUAGAAAUGUUUUCUUUUCCCA
Molecule: messenger RNA, 4859 nt
Organism: Quercus lobata
Lineage: Eukaryota; Viridiplantae; Streptophyta; Magnoliopsida; Fagales; Fagaceae
Gene: DCL2
Product: dicer-like 2
Exons: 23
Coding region: 315-4535 (1406 amino acids)
Biological process (GO): siRNA processing
Cellular component (GO): cytoplasm; nucleus
Molecular function (GO): ribonuclease III activity; protein binding; RNA binding
Source: RefSeq, a predicted model, not a curated record